ACCGGAUUGAAUAAAAAAGCACACCAAACAUUUGCACCAAGUCAGCAAGGCAAGCUCCAACUGCUACCAGGAUUGCAUGAACCUUGAAUGCAAUCUAACCGUGCUUUACCGUAAAAUGUUUUCUAGUAAAGUUGGUUGUUUAGUCUUGGGGGUUUCUUGUUUUAAACCGGCACGUGUCAGGAGUGGGCCGCUCCGCCCCGGGCUUCGGACUGGGUUCAGCUGGACAUCGGUGUGUCAACAGCGGUCACUGUGGCUGAGGAGAAGUGCCCUAAUGAAUAACAACCAGGGUGCCUUACACUGUCAAGCCAGUGUUCGUUCAGUCUCACAAACCACAGUUGACCCAAAUGAGGUGAGGAGGUUCCAGUCACUGGCCAGUAAGUGGUGGGAUGAACAAGGAGAGUUUGCAGCUUUACACGCAAUGAAUGACCUACGCGUGCCUUUUAUACGAGAUAAUUUGUUGAACAUUCACAGAGGACGUCAAACUGCAAAACCACUCGCAGGUCUCAAAAUACUAGAUGUUGGCUGUGGAGGUGGCCUGCUCACAGAGCCUCUCGGUCGCCUAGGUGCCUCUGUCCUUGGUAUAGAUCCGGUGGAGGACAGCAUUGGCACAGCGCAACUCCACUCGUCCUAUGACCCAGACCUCCGCCACAGAGUCAGAUACAGAGCCUGCAGCCUGGAGGAGCUCACAUCUGAGAGGCCAGAGGGAGCAGAGGCUGGGGAGGAGGUUGUGGGACAGUUUGACGCAGUAGUUGCGUCUGAAGUGGUUGAACAUCUUGCUGACCUGGAAACAUUUGCAUACUGCUGCAGUCUUGUACUGAAGCCUGGAGGUUCCCUCUUAAUCACUACGUUGAACAAAACAAACCUGUCCUGGUUACUGGGGAUUCUGGUCGCUGAAAAUGUGCUGCGAAUUGUUCCCCAGGGAACCCAUGAGUGGGAAAAAUUUAUCAGCCCAGAGGAGCUAGAGCGCCUCCUAGAAUCCAAUGGUUUCUCAGUGCAGUCUGUCAAAGGGAUGCUGUACAAUCCAGUAACAGGAGCCUGGAGCUGGACAGACAGUACAGCCAUCAACUACGCCCUUCAUGCUGUCAAACCAAGAGACGAGCCCCUUGUGCACCAGGUUGAAGAAGACAGUCCCCACCCACAGGACUCCACAACACAUGGUUGAGCCUGUCACCAAGGAGACGAGCAAGUCUGAAAAGACUGGGAUGCAUUAGACUGGGGUUAUUUGAGGACACACCAAAGCAAGACCUGUGACAUGUUACUUUGUUUAUCAUGACAAAUGAGAGUGUGUAUCAUUAUCACAUUUCAAAAUAGAUAAAAACAGAAAUUGUGUGUGAUAUCAAUGAAUUAAUGAAUUUUUGAAUAUAGCAUGACAUAACAGAGCCAGUGAAUCCAAGUGUUGAUAUCCACAGUGUGUGGCUGUGCAGAAGAUAAAGCAUUUUGUUGCAUGCACGGGUAGUUACAUUUCCUGAGCCCUUGUGGUUUUAUUAUGUAACAGCUGUAAAAAAUUAAAAAAAAUAAAAAUGUUAAGCUGUU
Molecule: messenger RNA, 1533 nt
Organism: Boleophthalmus pectinirostris (great blue-spotted mudskipper)
Lineage: Eukaryota; Metazoa; Chordata; Actinopteri; Gobiiformes; Gobiidae
Gene: coq3
Product: coenzyme Q3 methyltransferase
Exons: 6
Coding region: 77-1162 (361 amino acids)
Biological process (GO): ubiquinone biosynthetic process
Molecular function (GO): 2-methoxy-6-polyprenyl-1,4-benzoquinol methyltransferase activity
Source: RefSeq, a predicted model, not a curated record